Pygoscelis adeliae (Adelie penguin) is the source of this 3178-nucleotide messenger RNA. It is a transcript of the gene UBE2H, whose product is annotated as ubiquitin-conjugating enzyme E2H. Lineage: Eukaryota; Metazoa; Chordata; Aves; Sphenisciformes; Spheniscidae. The transcript has 6 exons. The record is from RefSeq and is a predicted model, not a curated record. Gene Ontology annotation, biological process: protein sumoylation. Gene Ontology annotation, cellular component: nucleus. Bases 661 to 1002 code for a protein of 113 amino acids. Gene Ontology annotation, molecular function: SUMO conjugating enzyme activity.
UUUCAACCUGCUACUGUGUCAGUUGUGAAAUCAGGGAAGCAGUGAAAAUAGGAAGCUAAACAAAACCACAGCAUUUUGUUUAACAGGCCUGGCAUCGUAGGUAACUUAAUACUCCUGGCCUAGGGGAGGAAUCUGUGCAUGGUUAUUGGGGUAAGCUUAGAUCCCAACAGGAGAAUGCGGCUUUGGGAGACUGGGGGGGACGAUGCUCGGUUGAAAAGUUGAGAUGUCAGAAAUCAGAUCCUUGUAACUCAGUACCGGAGUCUGUGUUCCUUGAAAGGGAAGGUAUGCGAGGAGGUGUUAACUCACCCUUCUCGUGGCUGAUAGGAGCGACUGCACCCUGCGAGUGAGCUUACGGCUAGUGCUGCUUCACGCUUUUUUAAAAAUUGUGGGCGCCGUAAUGAACUCGUGUGUUUUGUGUAAAGCUCCAAGGUCUUGGAUUUAAACAGAUUCUGGCUCGCUUGCAACUGCUGGGAAAGUUAUAAAUUAGUCAUAAUCCAGGCUUUUUUUAUUAAUUCAUGGUUUCUGCCGUGUUUUCUUUUGUUUGAUGUUGGCAGUGUGACCAGAAGGUUGCCCUGAAAAGCACCGUAUGAAGGUGGAGUAUGGAAAGUUAGAGUCGACCUUCCUGAUAAAUACCCUUUCAAAUCCCCGUCUAUAGGAUUCAUGAAUAAAAUUUUCCAUCCCAACAUUGACGAAGCGUCAGGAACUGUAUGUCUAGAUGUAAUCAAUCAAACUUGGACAGCUCUCUACGAUCUCACCAAUAUAUUUGAAUCGUUCCUGCCCCAGCUGCUGGCCUAUCCUAACCCUAUAGAUCCUCUAAAUGGUGACGCUGCAGCCAUGUACCUCCACCGACCAGAAGAGUACAAACAGAAAAUUAAAGAAUACAUUCAGAAAUAUGCAACAGAAGAAGCACUAAAAGAACAGGAAGAAGGCACCGGGGACAGCUCAUCUGAGAGCUCCAUGUCCGACUUCUCGGAAGAUGAGGCUCAGGAUAUGGAGUUGUAGUAGAAGAGGCAACCUGCUUUUCAGAGAGACUCUAAUUUCCUAACCAUGAGAAGCAGACUAUAAUAUUCAUAUUUAAACAAAGCAAUUUUUUUUAUUACUAAACAGGUUUUUAUGAAUAAUAGCAUUGAUAUAUAUAUAUCACCCUUUAGAUCUUGAUUUUCUUGGUCAUUUCUCGAACCCGAGGUGCAUAGCAUAUUCCCACAUUCCAUUUUGGUAGCAAUAUGCAGCCCGAAUGCAUGCAUUCAAAUUCCAUUUGGCCAAGUGAACUUGUGUGCUACUGAACUGUCAGCUAAAACAGCUGCCCUGGUAGGUAGGGAGUUAGCAAAAAGAUGUUUGCUUUCUUAUCGAUGUUUCCAAAGACACCACCUUGGAUGCUAACGUGGAACAGCGUUUUCUCAAAGUAUAAAAUCUGGGGGAUGAUAUACUAACCGUGUAGAUCAGACAGUGGAAUAAAAGGUGCUCCUUCAGGUCAACCUUGCUUGAUCGUAUUUUAUGUGGAGUCACAUUUAAAAAAAAAAAACAAUAAAAAAAAUAAAAACAAACCAUACAAAUGCAUGGAGCUAUUCAGAGCAUUGAAGCUUAAAAAUUUUGACUUGGAUUUUAAGUCCGUUUUUAUAUGUGGACUCCUGCCUGCCCUUCUGAACUGUAGGGACUGACAACCACUGGUAUAUUUGCUUUUGGGACUUUUGAAAGCCUUCAUCUGGAUGUUAUUCACUUUCUUGGUCUGGAUUACGAGCUGUUCCCUUUUCGGAAGGAAAAAAAAAAAACCACCCCACAAAUCACAAACGAUGCUCUCUGAACAGUGCUUUGAUUUAGCUGGAGCACAUGUGAAGUCAAACCCUUACUUUGUCAUAGUUUUGAAACUGCUGCCCUUUAACGGCUUCAAGUUUGCUUUUUGUUUUGUUUUUUUUUUUUCUUCUCUUGCUUGAAGUAUGGUUAAACACCUCUCAAACACUCUCCAUCUCCUAAGAGGGUCCUCUGACCAGAUGGAUUAGCCUUGCUGAGAGCUUCAGAUCCACGAAGAUUGGCCCAUUGGCUGUAGUCCACGAAUCCAUCGGCACUGAUUUUAUUCUCUUCCCCCCCCUCCCUCCCCUUCUGCACCAGCUUGGUUAGCCAUCUGCUUGUGUGUGUACAACAGGAUUAAAAUUUCUUAAAAGUUAACAAAGAAUAUGAUCUAGAAAAAUUUGAGAUGAAUAAAAAAAGCCUAAAAGCACCAAUUGAGGAAGCAAGUGAAUCUGCUCUGUUCUGUUUUUGUUUUUUCCAGGAUGCUUCUGAAUUGAAAUGUUUGAUUUCUCCUGGUGUCUUUCAGCAAGCUGAGAUUUUUGUUUGUUGUUUUGAUGCUACAAAAUCUGAUAUAGUAAAAUGUCUACCUGGGAUGCCGGUAUACUUGAAUUUGGAUACUUGUGCAUUGGAGAUUCAAACUAAGAUGGAUUUUUAAUGCUGAAUGUUACCUGCUGUAUUCUUUUGGGGUUUUUGGAGGGCUUUGGACAAGACGUUUGAAUUUGUGGUGCAACCUACAGGACAGUGCAUGGAAAAAAAAAUCAACCCACCCUGAGCAACUCUCGAGCAGAGUUUUGAAUGUCAGACUGGUACAUUUGUCAUUUUCCCAGAAUUGUUGGGGUUUUGGUUUGGGGUUUUUUUUUUUUUCCUUUAGAAAUGCCACCAAGUUUUGAGUCGUUGGGGUUGGAAGGUUACAAUCCUAUUUCUAAUUCAUAAAGCACAAUCAAUUUAUUUUUUUUCGUUGGGGGGGGGUUGGGGAACCCCAAACCUCUUAAAGUACCACUUUGCUUUAGCAUGAUUUUCCUUAAUAAAAAUAUACAAAGAAUUUCCUUUAUGUUAAUUACGGGCAUGAAGCAAAGGUUUUUCCUCUCCUUCUUCCCUUUUUAUUUUAAAGCAGUAAUGUUAGGGCUGUGGCUAGUGACUGUGCUGAAGUUCUCUAUCUAGCAUUUGUGGCUUGUCGGAAGGGUAAUAUUAACUAUUUAACAUGUAAUGGUGUACUUAACUCUUAUCUAGCACGCUGUUUUUCUCAUUACUUUGGGGAGGGAGGGGCCACGUUUUGCUGGCACUGUUUAACUUGCUUACCUGCUGACCUAGCAGUUUGCUUGUGCUAUAACCUUUACUGUAGGUGCUACUUAGGAGUAGAGUAAGUGCUGGGUGGUGAUAUCAGUUUAAAAGA